This is a messenger RNA of Trypanosoma theileri, 873 nucleotides long. RefSeq lists its product as uncharacterized. The record is from RefSeq and is a predicted model, not a curated record. NCBI's taxonomy places the organism in Eukaryota, Euglenozoa, Kinetoplastea, Trypanosomatida, Trypanosomatidae. The coding region runs from base 1 to 873 and encodes 290 amino acids. The transcript has a single exon.
AUGAAGCGUAUGUAUCGUCAGGCACCCUACACAGCUGCUUGCAUCCUCGCAGCCAUGCGGCAUCCCGUAUAUAGAAAUAAAAACAGCCAUAGCGAUAGUGAUAGUAAUAGUAGUGGUAACUACCACCAUUAUCACCGCAAUAUCAAUAUUAAUAAUAAUAAUAAUAAUAUGAAGAAGAGCCAAAUGGCUGUUGAUAGAAAGAUUGGUAUUCGUCAAGGUGCCACCACAACCAUCUCUGCAAUGACCAGAAUAACCAUGAAAAUGUCCAUCUCUCAUAUCAUUACAGUGAAUUCAACAACAACAACAACAGCAGCAGCGGCUUUAUGUGAACAGCGGCGUGGAUUUCGCAAGGAGUUAUUUGAAGGACCGUUGGAUCUUAAACCGGGAGAACGUAAUGCCCGCAAAGGUCCUCCUGUGGCCCACAGUCUCCCUGUAUAUAAAACGGCACAUAAACUAAAUAACAGUGUUCGAUGGAAAAAUGCCAAUCUCAUCGCUAAUGUAGCGGGAGGAAAAGAUUAUCGUCUACGAGAAACACAAAGUGAGGGUACAUUUGAUGAGACUGGUAUGUAUCGUGAUUGGCUUUAUGGAGAUGAGCGGCGGUAUGCGAAUUAUAUUGGAAUCACACUUGGAUUACUCAGUAUUGGUCUCUUCUUCUACACAAUGCGUGUGAUGGGAACAGAGACGUGGGAUAUUCCCGCACCUGUACUCGCCUCACAGCGAAAGAAGGCAACAGCAGCAGCUGAGAAUAAUAAUAAUAAUAAUAAUAAUAGUGAAAUAGGAGGAGAGAAGAAGAGUGGAGAAACUGUGGAGCAAACAACAGAUGCAUUGGCGAUGCUUAAAAGACCGGCGAUUGUGUCCAAGACGGUGGCGUAA